Molecule: messenger RNA, 935 nt
Organism: Epinephelus fuscoguttatus (brown-marbled grouper)
Lineage: Eukaryota; Metazoa; Chordata; Actinopteri; Perciformes; Serranidae
Exons: 1
Coding region: 1-822 (273 amino acids)
Biological process (GO): DNA recombination; DNA integration
Molecular function (GO): DNA binding
Source: RefSeq, a predicted model, not a curated record
AUGUGCAACUUCAUCACACACUGUCAUACCGUAACAAAAAUCCGGGCCUCCAGCAUACAAACAUAUCUAGCUGGUAUCAAUUUAUUCCAUAAAUUAUCCACCGGCCUCCCUUGUCAAUCAAUCUCGCAUGCUCACGUCACCAUGCUAAUCAAAGGCUUACGAAAGCAAGAACCAGCGCUGACAGCCAGACGCCUCGCCCUCACCUCCGAUCUGCUCUGCUGCUGUAUACACACUCUGCGCUCCGGUUACAUCUCCCCCACAGUCGACUUAACACUGGAAUCAAUGUUUCUACUUGCCUUCUUCGGAUUCCUGAGGUGCUCUGAAUUCGCUCCAACAUCAUCUGUCUACGAUCCUUCCCGUCAUCCCAGUCUAUCCGACAUCACCACCCACACUUCAGACUCGCUCAUAUUCACGCUCUGCAGGAGUAAAACUGAUCAGUUAGGAGUAACCUUUCCCAUCUACAUCUUCCGCCUCAACUCCUUUCUCAGCCCGCACGAGCCAUUGACCAGAUACAUCCACACCCGGUAUUCCGCCCACGCUUCACCACAAGAUCCCCUCUUCCCCACCGAAACAGGGAGGAUGGCCACCCGUUUCUGGUUCCAGAAACACUUCCAUAACAUCCUCCGUCUCUCCGGAAUUUCAUCAGAUCAUUACUCUUGCCAUUCGUUCCGCAUCGGCGCCGCCUCCUCAGCCGCCAGAUCAGGUAUUUCAGACCAAGUCAUUCAGGUCCUCGGCCGCUGGUCUUCACAAGCAUAUCAAACCUACAUCCACAAUAACCUCAAUGAUCUCCGUCUAGCGCACGACAGACUAAGCCUCACUUAAUCAGACUCUUUUGGGGGCUUCCUAACUGCACGGGCUCAUCAGAACACGAGACGGAACCCCCACACUGAGUCUCUCCGCCCACAUCUACACCUCACCCAGUCCGACCCUCCGAU